This is a messenger RNA of Penicillium malachiteum, 1341 nucleotides long. Its product is annotated as CAZyme family GH18. The coding region runs from base 1 to 1341 and encodes 446 amino acids. The transcript is spliced from 2 exons. The record is from RefSeq and is a predicted model, not a curated record. NCBI's taxonomy places the organism in Eukaryota, Fungi, Ascomycota, Eurotiomycetes, Eurotiales, Aspergillaceae.
AUGUGGAGACCGACCGAGGUGGAUAAUUCCCGCUCGGCUCCCACUUCCCCCACAAUCCAAAAUAGUCCAGUAUCUUGGGUUACGUCACACCUGGCCUUGGAUGACGAAAUCAACAUCGCCGGCAUUCGAUCGUCAUGGGGAGGUGGUUUUACCAAUGAUGGUAACACUGACAAGUGUGGCCGCGGAUACAAGGUUUUCUGCUGCCCCGAUCCUGAGUAUGAAGAGGUCAUUGACGGAUGUGCCUACGCGGGCUGCAAAAUAUGGCGAGUUAAUAGCGGCAAAGAUUGCCCUAGUGGAAGCACAGAGAUGUUUAACAAAAUCGACACUUGCGGGUACAAGGGUCACAAAUACUGCUAUACGUCUCCAGCCGACCUGCCUGACUGCCAUUGGGUCGGAGGAAGUUCUGGCCAGGACUUCGCAAAUGCCAAGUGCGCCUCCACGGAGCUUGCAGUUGACCGUGCUAGUUACGGUGACUCGAGCUCCUCGUGCGACUGGAGCCGCCAGAAGGUCGCCUGCUGCACAGUCCAGAAGGCUGCACGGGAGCCAGCCAAGUGCGCUGCCGAUCUGUGUACGCUGUUUCCCGGCUGGUGUCCAAGUGAUAGCGAUGAGAUUUCUGUCAGCUACCCCAAACGAGGCGAGCUCAACGUACUGGAAAAGCGUGGGGGUGGCCGAGAAAAAUACACUGUUUUACUGGCCGGUGUGACUAUCGAGGUCAUCGCCGCCGCAUAUCCGCCAAUCGGAAAACUCUUCACGAUCUCCCGAGCCGCUCAAGUUCAACGAUGGGCUUUUUGGAAGAGCAAAGGUUAUUGCAAUGGCGGAAUUCUAUCCGUGCUCUCUCUUCCGACUGGUGAGGUCGCCAGAUCCCUGUACGACGGCUUGAACACGGAGCACGCCAUCGAUAGGCAGGUCAUAACAAAGUUCAUUGAGGCUGUGAUAUCGGGGACUUUGCAAUCCGGUGCCCAGCCAGAUGGUCUCUUACCCAUGUCGGCCACCUGGUGGGCAAAUAAGUGGAAGGAGGUCAAUGCUGUCCUUGCAGGUCUUCCUGUGGUAGGCAGUGAUAAUAAGGGAACCCGGCUACAGACUCCCAAUGACCGAAUCAUGGAAGCUUUCGGGUCGACAUAUAACCCGCACCCACUGCUGACUACUGACGCUGCAAUCAAUGGAGUCAAGGGCGCCCUCAUGGGUCUCGGGCCUCCUUUUAGCACAAAGACUAUUGAAAAAUUGGCAAAUGCCGCUGUCAAUGCCGAUACUGACGAGGCUGUGCAGGAGGUUCUAACAACCAUUCAAGCCGUAAGGCCGCUUUUCCUUCUUACCCGCCCCCCCUUCAACUUCUCUCGCUAA